UCUGAAGACUUUUCUGUUUCAAGAAGGAAACUGGUUUCCAUGGAUUUCUCUGCCAGCACCACUCUUCUCUUGACUAUCUCCUGCUGCCUGUGGUAUACCGAAGCCCGAAAGUAUUCAUAUGAGCUCAAUGUGCUAAAUGCGGGUUACUGGGGUAAAUGGGGCCAAAAGGAAUUUUGCAAUAAAGGCUAUGCUAAUGGCUUCUCCCUCAAGGUGGAAGAAAAGCAGGGGGCAAAGGACAAUACAGCUUUGAACGGAAUCCGCUUGUACUGUACCGAUGGCACAACAAUUGAGUCUAAAGUUGGACCGUGGGGAACAUGGACUAGAGUACAAUCCUGCCUCACAGGUUACUUGGUUUCUUUUUCUCUAAGAGUGGAACCAAGUCAACAAAUGGGUGAUGAUACAGCAGCUAACAACAUCCAGUUCACCUGCAGUGAUGGUGCUGUCCUGGUGGGCCUUGGCUUGAGCUGGGGUGACUGGGGUCCAUGGAGCCUACGCUGCCUGUCAGGUGGCAUAUUUGGGAUGAGAACAAGGGUGGAGGACAAACAGGGUAUUGGUGAUGAUACAGCACUCAAUAAUGUGCAUUUUUAUUGCUGUUAA
Molecule: messenger RNA, 597 nt
Organism: Pseudonaja textilis
Lineage: Eukaryota; Metazoa; Chordata; Lepidosauria; Squamata; Elapidae
Product: vitelline membrane outer layer protein 1-like
Source: RefSeq, a predicted model, not a curated record